AUGGCAGGCGCCCAAGAAAAUGCCUACCGUCAGUUCCUUCCGGAUCUCAGCAUUCCGCGAUUCACGACCAUGGCGACUCAAGAUGCUCAUGUCUACGCCAAUGCGUUCAAAGAUGGAGGCAAACCGCCGUGGAUCUAUGAGCUAUAUCUCCAUUGGAGAAAUUUGCUGAAGGUGCCCUAUAAAGGCAUUACAAAUGACGGUCACAUCAAGCCCAAUUUAUACCAACUCCAGGACGAAGGAAUUCCAAUCGAUAAGAUCGUUGAAACGACUAAAAGCGCAUUAUCUCAUUUGACACCAGCACAGCUAUCGAUACUAUCCUACCACAUCGACUCACCAGAAUGGCGAACAUGGUCGAACCCCGAAUUUCUCCUCAGCGACAAAGGCUUGCGGCUUGACGAACUAACCACCGAAGCACGGGAUGGAAUUAUGUCAAUUCUCCGUGAGACGCUGUCACCGGAAGGCUAUGAAAAGGCCGUUUCCGCCAUGCGCAUCAACGGAUUCCUGGGCGAACUCGUGAAGUCUCCAGCUGUGUUGAACGAAUACUCGUACAACUUCGUCUUAUUCGGCGAACCCUCCACGACUGAUGCCUGGGGCUUCAGCUUCUAUGGGCACCAUCUGUGCCUGAAUAUCUUCUUCUACAAGACGCAGAUCAUCAUUGCGCCGUGGUUCACGGGUGCCGAGCCUAACAUCAUUGACUCAGGCCCCCACAAAGGCACACGGAUCUUGCAGGUCGAAGACAAAGCCGGUUUGGAACUGAUGCAAUCACUCACUCCAGACCAGCAAACAAGGGCCCAGAUCUACAAGCAGCUCAAAGACCCCGCGAUGCCCAAGGGCCGCUGGAACCACGACGACCAACGGCACAUGUGCGGUGCCUACCGCGACAACCGCGUCGUGCCGUACGAAGGCAUCCUAGUCAGCGAGCUGAACCCCGCCCAACAAUCUCUCAUCAACACCAUCCUGAACGAAUACCUGCUAUACCUACCACAGCCUGCACGGAGUCUACGUCUCAAACAUAUUACGAGCCACUUCUCCGAGACGUACUUUAGCUGGAUCGGCGGGUUUGGAGACAACGAUGCGUUCUACUUCCGCAUUCAGAGUCCCGUCGUCAUCGUAGAGUUCGACCACCAUUCCGGCGUGUUUCUCACGAAUAAGGAGCCUGCAAGGUUUCAUAUUCAUACGUUGUUGCGCAUGCCGAAUGCGGGUGAUUAUGGUAUGGCGUUGAGAGGCUUGAUUCCACCAAAGGAGGAUACGUUUGUUUGGGAAGGAUGA
Messenger RNA from Exophiala bonariae, 1269 nucleotides. RefSeq lists its product as uncharacterized. The coding region runs from base 1 to 1269 and encodes 422 amino acids. The transcript is spliced from 2 exons. The record is from RefSeq and is a predicted model, not a curated record. Lineage: Eukaryota; Fungi; Ascomycota; Eurotiomycetes; Chaetothyriales; Herpotrichiellaceae.